AUGGACAAUGGCGAAAGCAGCCAUGCACGAUUUACGACCGACGAAGAAACCCCCAACCGCGCGCGAUCGGGCAGCGCAGACAGCGACCAAAAGCGCAACCUCCCAGGUUCCCUCCUUUCUCGACUCUCUUUCCUGCGCAUGAACCAGACGUCCCAGUCAGGGCCCAAUCAACACCGUCUCGGCAUGGAACACGACGCCGACGGCGAGGAUCUGCGACUCGCCCUGCCACGCGUGGCGGGUGACGGAGCAGCAGCAAGUGGCAGCAAAGCCAUGUCGGCGGCGCUCCAGCAGCGGCGCACGCGUCGACGACGAGGUUCGUUGCGUAAGACGGCCUUGUUGGGGACGCGCAUCGAGUUGCGAGACAAGAGGGCUGCUGCUGUCGCGGCGGCUACCACCGCCACCGCUACUACAAAACCUUCGGAUUCGGGUCGGCUUCACAGCGAUGGGCAGCGGUCGCCCCGAGAUCCUACCUCGCCUGACCACGGGCCUACCCCCCGCGAGAGCUUCGACGACGAUGACACCGCCGACAUCUCCCAGCCCAGCUGGUUCCGCUCAAACACCUCCCAAAGGCCCCAUCGGUCAUCUGUGGCCCGCCGCCGCGGUGUCUCGCAACACAAGCUCCUGGGCGAGGAAACGGGGACCGACGAAGAAGAUCUCGUCUCUUUCCUGCCCACCGGUUCCCCCGGUGCGGGUACCAAUGCCAACAACAAUACCACCAUCACCAACAAUAAUAAUAAUAAUCCCACAGCCAGCACCGGCACCGCCGCAGUCCUGCACAGGGCCACCCCCUCCUCAAAAACCAAUGCCUUUUACCCGCUCCAACCAGAAACAGCCUACCGGCCCGUCCAUCGAACCAAAUCGUCGCCGCUAGCCACGCACUCGGUCGAGAUGAAAAGCAGCAGCCCGGAUAUCGCGUGGGACUACUCAGAGACGGAGUGGUGGGGCUGGAUUAUUCUGAUCGUCACCUGGCUGGUCUUUGUCGUGGGCAUUGGUAGCUGCUUCGAGGUCUGGAGUUGGGCCUGGGAUGUUGGCGAGACACCCUAUGCUCCUCCGGAACUCGAGGAUGAUCCUACCUUACCGAUUGUCGGCUAUUAUCCUGCCCUUAUCAUCUUGACGGCGGUCAUGUCGUGGGUUUGGGUUGUUGUUGCUUGGGUUGGUAUGAAGUAUUUCAAGCAUGCCAAUAUAUCUGGAGAGGAUAUUUGA
This is a messenger RNA of Penicillium alfredii, 1203 nucleotides long. Its product is annotated as PIG-Y family protein. The transcript has a single exon. The record is from RefSeq and is a predicted model, not a curated record. The coding region runs from base 1 to 1203 and encodes 400 amino acids. NCBI's taxonomy places the organism in Eukaryota, Fungi, Ascomycota, Eurotiomycetes, Eurotiales, Aspergillaceae.